This is a messenger RNA of Vitrella brassicaformis, 3864 nucleotides long. Lineage: Eukaryota; Vitrellaceae. The record is from the annotation of a GenBank genome assembly.
GAUCUGUGAAGCGAAGCAGAUCUGCUGAAGUGGAUGAAAAGCGAGUCGUGCUCGAGUCUCAUCUUGCUGCGUUGAGUGGAUGACAUGUUUUCCACAAAGUCCCUGCACAACCUCGUGCGAGGCCUGCGAGCAGCCAAGUAAGAUGGUCGCACGAAGGAGCAAUCACGUGGCUGGCUUGUGUGGAUGUGUGUGUGUGUGUGGAUGUGUGUGUGUGUGUGUGUGUGGAUAUGGCUGCCACCCACCCAGGGGUGAUGAGUCGCAGUACAUAUCUCAGUGUGUGGAGGAGUGCAAGCGCGAGGCGCGGUCCAAGAACCUGCAGGUCAAGUCGACGGCGGUACUCAAGCUGGCCUACCUCCAGAUGCUCAACUACGACAUGAGCUGGGCGUGCUUUGCCGUCGUCGAGGUCAUGAGCCACUCCAAAUACACCGUCAAGCGACCCGCAUACCUGGCAUGCUCCAUCGUCUUUGAUGACGACACCGACGUUUCGCUGCUGACCACCAACCUGUUCAAGAAGGACCUCACCAGCAAAGAGCAAUUCGAGACCGGCUUGGCCCUCAACUGCAUCGCAUGCAUGGCCUCACCUGAAAUCGCCAGAGGUCAGCCACAGACAGACACCACGUGAAGCAAGCAAUCACGCAAGCUUUGACUGACUGUGCGUGUGAGUGGUGUUGUACGCAUGUGUGUGUGCAUGUAACUGUCUAGAUUUGUCUCCUGACCUGGUGGGUCUACUGACGUCGUCCCGUCCGUAUGUGCGUAAGAAGGCGGUGCUGUGCAUGUACAAGGUGUUCUACAAGUACCCGCCGGCGCUGCGGUCGUCCUUCGGUCGGCUCCGUGAGAGGCUGGGCGACGACGACCAGGGUGUGCUGACUAGUGUCAUUAACACACUACUGGAGCUGGCCAGGAAGAACGCCAAGAACUACCUCAGUCUGGUGCCGCAGCUCUAUCACAUCCUCACCAACACGACCAACAACUGGCUCAUCAUCAAGAUGCUCAAGCUCUUCCAGCUCCUCUGCCCACUCGAGCCCCGCCUGCCGCCCAAACUGCUCGAGCCACUCACCCUCAUCCUCACACAAACCAAGGCCAAGUCAGUCGAGUACGAGGCCAUCCGACUCAUCCUCCGCGUCAUGCCCAGCGACAUACAACUCGUCAAGACCGCCAUUGACAGACUAAGAAACUUCGUCGACUCCGUUGACAAGGUCGGCCGACUUGAUUAGGGGACCAAGGAGCCCACACACACAGACAGACUUAUACCUUUACAGGUAUGUGUCUUCCCCUGUGUGUUUCUGUGACAUCCAGAAUCUUCGGUACCUCGGUUUCACCCUGCUGUCCGAGGUCCUCGCGCACGCGUCGCCAUCAGUCAGGCCCGCGAUUGGGGCCGAUGCUGUCAACGGCACUGCAGGCGAAGAGCAGCCACUACAGGCGGCCGGCAGCAGCGAUGACAGCACGAGCACGAGGCGGCACAGGAAACAAGUCGAGGCUCUCUUCCCUGACCUCCACCAAAAGGUGAAGGAAUGAGCCGACGGACGACAGGUAAGUACAGCAUCUGGCUCUCUUGUGUAUGCGUUAGGUGUUGGAGUUUGUGGAGGACAGCGAUGCGUCGCUGCGGUCUGUGGCGCUAUGGCUGCUCAACGAAAUCGCCACCCCACAGACCUUCCCUGACAUCGUGCGCCGCCUGCUGCGGUUCACCAGACAGAACCCCGCUUCACAAGACUUCCUUCGGAGCAUACUCGCAAUGGGCAAAAAGUAGCCAUACCAAGCCCACCACACGUCCCACCACACGCCUAAGAGUGGGCCCUCUAUGUGCAGGUCCAACUACGAGUUGGUGGGGGAUUACGCGUGGUAUCUGGUGGUCUUGGCCGACAUUGCCAAGAACCGCACCACAUCACCAGCCUCUCACCACCAUUUCGCUGCGUCGUCGGCCGUCAAGUCCCCUGCAGAAGAGGUGGCGCACCAACUCAUCGACGUCGCUGUGCGCGUACCUAGCGUCAGGUAUGGCCAGGCGCACACAGAACAGCUGACUGGACAAACAGAUACCUCACUCAACACGUGGUCCGUGUGGUUUCUCCUUUGUACGUGGUUGUGUGUAGGAAGUAUGCAGUCCAGUUGGGUUGUUUGAUGAUAGAUGCGAGCGAUCUCAGUGGCGACGCGGUGCAUGGCAUGCUCCAGGCAGCACAAGACCACCCACUGCAUGACGCCGACGAUGGACGUGAGGGCCAGGGGCCAACGCAGCCGCAACACCUGGACGGCAUCGUGGCCGACUCACAGCCACCAAUCCCAGAGGGCGCCCCACCUUCAGACGAUUUGAUCGACCUACCCCCAGUUUCCGAAGCAUUUGUGUCGUACGGCAACAUCGCCAUUAGCGCGCGGUCGGGCAGCAGCACCCUGCUGGCGCCACCGUCCGCACCAGCCCCAUCAGCAUCAUCCUUGAGUGUGGAUCAUGGCAGGGACCCACCACUGCCAAGAAAGCGACGGGAUAACGAGCACCCGCGAGUGAAGCCUCCGAAUACGGGGGGCUUGGCGUUGGUCGAGGGCAAGAGCCUUGGCAUAGCGCCCAGUGUCGUGGGAGCCUCGGCAUGGAUGCUCGGUAGGCACCCACGCAGACAGGCAGGCCGUGCAAGGGCUCGCCCUGUAUUCGGUUGCUUGCUGCUCUGAUUCAGGUGAGUUUCACCGCCAUCUCGACCCCAAUGGUUCCACCCGCUCAUUCAACGAGGCAUUCACGUCAUUGCUCGAUGUACAGGCACACCUCACACCCAGUCAGUCAACCCAGAGGCGCAUCCCAUCAGCUGCCAAUCUGUCUGUCUGUCUGUCUGUCUGCAUCUCGGCGCAUGUGGUCGCAGAUAGCGUCAUGUCCCACCCAGCUACCGCCCCAGGUGCAGCAGCUGUGUCUCUGGUCGGCCCUUAAGGUGCUCACGGGAGCCACCAGGGGAGACACACAAACCGAGAUUAACGAAUACAUCAAACUCAGGGUCAGCACCCACGUCAACAGAAUGCCCCCCACCGAAUGUCGUUACUGGUGCCUCAGGCUUUGAUCGAGCGUCAUCUGCCAUCAUUUAUAUCCAGCCCUCACGUGGAGGUAUCCACAUUAAAUAAGGGAGAGAUAGAGAAGGGCUAUCACACACGUAGAAUUGUCAGCGAUAGUGGGUGUAAAGCUUACCUGCAUAUCGCUGGGCCCAGGUCAGCGAGAGGUCUGCCUUCGCGUAUUUUCUUGUGGACUACUUCAGCGGUGACGCCGAGGGCCUCCGCACAACGGCCUGCCUUCAGCAUGACGACCUCUACCCAGUGGACACGCGCGACCAACCCAAGGUGUGGGAGGAGGGACGCUGAAUUCUGUUGAGUGUCAUCAUCACAGCCCCUUGCUAUUGGUGGGUGCAGGUCAGCGCAUCGGAGGGGCUGGACCUGCGGACCCCAUUCUUCACCACCGCGGCCGCCUCGUAGUGAAGACACCGCGUUUCAUACAUCAAAAUACAGCGGCAUGCGCCCUGUAUCUUUCAGUAAUCGUGGCUGCUAGCGGACUCCAUCAUGUACUUGCGUUGGAUUAUAGAGUAGACGUGCCGGGCUUAUCGACUUCGAACAUUCCACGAAAAGCCCGGCUGCAAACUUAUGGAAUGACUCACCGACGUGACCCUUUCCUCCGUGUCGCCCAUAUCACAAUUGCUCUCUUGUGUCUUUGCCUGAGUGAAGAACAGAAGGAAAGAGCGGGGUUUGCGGUGGGCGGUGGAGGCGCGAGGCCCUAUUGGAGCGCUUGCAGGCAAGGAUCAAAACCAUGAAAAUCGACUUUCGUUGCUUUCGUCAAAGCUUGAAGCAACAUUCACGAUGACCUGUUGGACCUUGCGAAUAGCAUUUUUCUUAACGAAGACAGCCAUG